AUGAUCUCAAUGAUGUUUAUCACAGUCACACUUUCGCCCUCGAUCGCAAAUACUGGAGAUGACACUUGUGGUGAUCCAGCCAACAACAACGGCAAUAACGCAGAAACGGGCCUCCUUAGCAAUGGCAGCAGCGGACGGCGAGAAAUCAAAGAAAUGAUGAAGCUGUACACUGUUGAGAAGGGUGUGGCGGAUUCCAACGUCCGUGAAGUCCAUGCGGAAAGUGUUCUCGGUGUCGCAGACUCUCCAAUGGCUGAACUAUACCCUUCGUUAGCGCAAUGCGCCAUUGUCGCUGCUGCGUUCAAGGUUCUGCUUUUCCCCGCAUACAAGUCUACCGAUUUUGAAGUUCAUAGGAACUGGCUCGCCAUCACCCACUCCCUUCCGAUUCAAGAAUGGUACUAUGAGAAAUCCUCAGAAUGGACUCUCGAUUACCCGCCGUUCUUUGCGGCGUUUGAAUGGUUAAUGUCGCAAGCGGCCGCAUAUGUGGACCCUGCAAUGCUGGUUGUGAAGAAUCUGGGCUAUGACUCGUGGCAGACCGUGUACUUCCAAAGAGCGACUGUCAUUCUGACAGAAUUUGUUCUUGUAUACGCGCUGAGUCGAUUCGUCAAGUCUGUCCCUCUGCCGAACAAGCAAGCUGCACAUGUAGCUAGUCUUUCCAUUCUGCUAUCCCCGGGCCUCUUCAUAAUCGACCACAUCCACUUCCAAUAUAAUGGAUUCAUGUACGGCAUCUUGAUCCUGUCAAUCGUCUUGGCCCGCAAGCAGUCGACCCUUCUGUACAGCGGGAUCAUGUUCGCAGUCCUGCUGUGCAUGAAGCACAUCUAUCUCUAUCUUGCCCUUGCAUACUUCGUCUACCUCCUUCGCGCCUACUGUCUGGAUCCUAGAUCAGUAUUCCGCCCUCAGUUUGGAAACACCAUCAAGCUUGGAGUAUGCGUUGUUGGUGUGUUUGCCAUUGCUUUUGGUCCCUUUGCGCAAUGGGGCCAAUUGUUGCAACUCAAGGAUAGGCUCUUCCCAUUCUCGCGGGGACUGUGUCAUGCCUAUUGGGCUCCGAACAUUUGGGCUAUGUACUCGUUCACAGAUCGAGCUUUAAUUCCUCUUGCUCCCAAAUUGGGACUCCAUGUCAACACCGAUGCUUUGAACAGUGUUACACGAGGACUUGUGGGAGAUACUGCCUUUGCAAUUCUUCCCGAGGUCACCAAGGAGCAUACCUUCUUGCUAACCUUCUUGUUCCAAUUGAUUCCUUUAGUCAAGCUCUGGUUCCGUCCAGACUGGGACACUUUUGUCGGAGCAAUCACGCUCUGUGGCUAUGCCUCCUUCCUCUUCGGCUGGCAUGUACACGAGAAAGCCAUUCUCCUCAUCAUCAUCCCCUUCAGUCUCAUCGCACUGAAGGACCGUCGAUACUUCAGCGCUUUUCGUCCUCUGGCGGUGGCAGGACAUGUCUCGCUCUUCCCACUGCUGUUCACAGCAGCCGAGUUCCCCCUGAAGACUGUGUACACGGUAUUAUGGUUGGUGCUAUUCCUCUUCGUCUUUGAUCAGGUUGCGCCCGUCCCAGAACGGCCUCGUAUCUUCGUCUUUGAUCGACUGGCACUGCUCUACCUAACCAUCUCCAUCCCUCUGAUUGUAUACUGCUCCCUGGGUCACCAAUUAAUCUUCGGCUGGGACAGACUCGAGUUCCUGCCAUUAAUGUUUAUGAGCAGCUAUUCCGCACUUGGGGUUGUUGGAAGCUGGGUGGGAUUCAUGGUGGUGUAUUUCACCGCAUAG
This is a messenger RNA of Penicillium nucicola, 1755 nucleotides long. Its product is annotated as dolichyl-P-Glc:Glc1Man(9)GlcNAc(2)-PP-dolichol alpha-1,3-glucosyltransferase ALG8. The transcript has 7 exons. Bases 1 to 1755 code for a protein of 584 amino acids. Gene Ontology annotation, cellular component: endoplasmic reticulum membrane. Gene Ontology annotation, molecular function: dolichyl pyrophosphate Glc1Man9GlcNAc2 alpha-1,3-glucosyltransferase activity. NCBI's taxonomy places the organism in Eukaryota, Fungi, Ascomycota, Eurotiomycetes, Eurotiales, Aspergillaceae. Gene Ontology annotation, biological process: protein N-linked glycosylation. The record is from RefSeq and is a predicted model, not a curated record.